AUGUCUUCUUCAACCCCCUCCUACGAUCUCACCUCCAACCCUCCUUUCACACCCAAAACCAGAACACCGAUUCGUUCCUCCUCAGCUUCCUCUACAACAUCCUCACCCUCACCCUCAUCUCAUACCUUCCAAUCACCCCCCAAACCACUCAUCCUCAUGCGUUCCUUCUCCGCAUCCUCCACCUCCUCCAUCUCCUCAACACAAUCCCGUACUUCCCAACCCUCGUCACCAUUCCUCGAACCGCAUUCGCGAUAUGAAUCGAGACAUCCGAGUGAACUCAUCUAUAGACGCAUGCCGGAUAGUCCUAAACCUCAUUACUUCUAUGAGAGACCCGGAUUUUUCAUUCCAAAGAGAUCAGCGCCGAAAGCGCCGGGGGAGCCGAGGUCAAAGGUGGUUUUUGUUGGGGGGAUGGACGGGGAUGAGGAGGAUCAAGAAGAAUGA
This is a messenger RNA of Botrytis porri, 441 nucleotides long. RefSeq lists its product as uncharacterized. Bases 1 to 441 code for a protein of 146 amino acids. The record is from RefSeq and is a predicted model, not a curated record. Lineage: Eukaryota; Fungi; Ascomycota; Leotiomycetes; Helotiales; Sclerotiniaceae. The transcript has a single exon.